This is a messenger RNA of Musca domestica (house fly), 3319 nucleotides long. RefSeq names its product protein Malvolio (gene Mvl). The transcript is spliced from 12 exons. The coding region runs from base 150 to 1928 and encodes 592 amino acids. Gene Ontology annotation, cellular component: apical plasma membrane. Lineage: Eukaryota; Metazoa; Arthropoda; Insecta; Diptera; Muscidae. The record is from RefSeq and is a predicted model, not a curated record. Gene Ontology annotation, biological process: metal ion transport; response to manganese ion; manganese ion homeostasis. Gene Ontology annotation, molecular function: iron ion transmembrane transporter activity; manganese ion transmembrane transporter activity; cadmium ion transmembrane transporter activity.
AAUACAUACUCUCAGUUUGACAUUUGUCGUCGUCGGUGGUGGUGAAGUGUGAUUUAUUUUGUUUGUUGCGCGAGAAUUUACCAUCAAAUUUAUAUUUCUAUAAUAAAAAUCGCCACAAAAAUUCUACAAAAAAUUAUUCCACCAAAAGAAUGUCAUCAAAUGAUGGAUAUAAUCGAAAUGAGGAUCCAAAUAAUGGCAUUUCCACAUCGGAUGAUAUUGGCAGCAGCAGAAUGCCUUCAUCCAGCACACGGCUACAACCACAGAUAGUACCCAAUGAGGCUACACACCUGAAGGGUCAAUCCAAGCAGGCAUAUUUCAGUGAUGAAAAAGUUCUCAUACCCGAGACAGAAACGAUUGGUUUCAGUUGGCGCAAAUUAUGGGCGUUCACCGGUCCAGGGUUUCUAAUGUCAAUUGCUUAUCUUGAUCCGGGUAACAUUGAAUCUGAUCUACAGAGUGGUGCUGCAGCAAAAUACAAAAUUCUAUGGGUUCUAUUGUGGGCGACCGUGUUGGGUUUGUUGAUGCAACGCUUGGCUGCAAGAUUGGGUGUUGUAACCGGUCUACAUUUAGCCGAGAUGUGCUAUCGCCAAUACAAAAAAGUGCCGCGUUUUAUAUUAUGGAUAAUGAUUGAAAUCGCUAUCGUUGGCUCCGAUAUGCAGGAGGUUAUAGGCACAGCCAUUGCUAUUUAUUUGCUAUCUAAUAAAGUCAUUCCUUUGUGGGGCGGUGUAUUGAUAACCAUAGUGGACACAUUUACAUUUUUGUUCUUAGAUAAAUAUGGUCUACGCAAACUUGAAUUUCUAUUUGGACUGCUUAUCACCGUCAUGGCUGUGACAUUUGGUUAUGAGUACGUUGUAUCGGCUCCCAAUCAAGGUGAAGUCCUGGAGGGUAUGUUUAUACCAUGGUGUACGGAUUGCAACUCACAAGUUUUGCUGCAGGCAGUAGGCGUAGUGGGUGCUGUUAUUAUGCCACAUAAUCUUUACUUGCAUUCCGCUUUGGUUAAGUCUCGUGAUGUUGAUCGUCGCCAGCCAACCAAAGUGCGUGAAGCCAAUUUUUAUUUUUUCAUUGAAGCCUCUGUGGCUCUAUUCGUUUCCUUUAUUAUCAAUUUGUUUGUUGUGGCCGUAUUUGCCCAUGGUAUGUUUGGUAAAACCAACGCUGAUGUGUUACAAGUCUGCGAAAACCAACCCAUGUAUGAGGAUGCCGUCCAUUCAUUUGGCAAUAACACCGAAAUCAUUGAUGCUGAUUUGUAUAAAGGUGGUCUGUUUUUGGGCUGUACAUUUGGUGCUGCAGCCAUGUACAUAUGGGGUGUUGGUAUUUUGGCAGCCGGUCAAAGUUCCACAAUGACUGGCACCUACGCUGGCCAGUUUUCAAUGGAAGGUUUCCUCAAUCUCCAAUGGCCCAGAUGGCGUCGUGUUCUAUUCACCCGUCUCAUUGCCAUCAUACCCACCUUCUUUUUGGCAUUCUUCAGUCGCAUGGAAGAUCUAACUAAUAUGAAUGAUAUUUUGAAUGCUGUCAUGUCAUUGCAAUUGCCAUUUGCUGCCAUACCAACCAUUGCAUUUACAUCGUGUUCAGCAAUUAUGGGUGAAUUUGUUAAUGGAGUAGGCAAUAAAAUUAUCUCGAUUUUAUUAACUGUAGUUGUUAUAGCUGUUAAUUUAUAUUUUGUUAUAAAUCAAGUUGAAGCUUUAAGUAUUGAAGGAGGCGUUUUAGCUGUAGUGUGUAUAUUUGCCAUUUUAUAUUUAUUAUUUAAUUUAUACCUUGUGAUACAUAUGAUAGCGUGUAUGGGCAAUAAAUGCUUUAUGAAUAAUCGGUGGGUCCAAAAGUGGGUACUUCCAAGUCAGAAUAGUUUCUCAAUAAAGAAUGCCAAUUCCACAUAUGCAAGAAUAUCCACCAAUCCUGAUACCGAGGUUGACAUCAACAACGAAGAGGAUGCGUAGCCAUUACUCGGUGGCACCGCCGAAAUGGAAGAUUGCAGCAGCAGUAACAGCGAUUCAAAUGAUGAAGAUUUUCAAAAUUUCCAUCAAAACCAAUACAGAUGUGAUGUUGAGGUCCAUCCCAUUUUCCAUUCCAGCCAUGGAGAUGACAACGACCACUGCAGCGUUCUUAGCUAACAUCAACUGAAAUUGACACUCAGACAAAUAUUCCAAUCAAAAUUCGUAGAAAGACAUAGUUUUUGUUUUUUUAUUAUUUGAAAAUAUCAUUGUUGUAUAGAAAGAAGAUCUAUGUAGAUCGGAAAUCAUGUUAGGAAUUUUCAUAUACACCAAAGUUAAAAAAAAAAAACAAACACAGACAUACACACACACAGAAACAGCUCUCAUGUAAACAUAGAAUAAAUAAGAGUUAAAUGUUAAUCCUUAAGCCAUUGGAGUCGGAGGUGGUGAUGGUGUUGAAUAAAGAAAAAAUUGUAAUUUUUAUAUAUACUUAUCAAAAGGUUCGAGUUUUAAAAAUUGUACAUUUGUUUUGAAAACCGCCCAUUGACUUGAGGAUUAAUUUAAUAAAUACUUAAGUAGUCUAAUUGAAAAUUAGGGAAAAAAUACAAUGAAUAUAGCAAACGACUCCAUGUUAUUAUUAAAAAAAGUAUUUUGAAAAUUUUGUUGAAAGUAUUUGAAACAUUUAGGAUUUGAAAAGGAUUUUGAAAAAUUUGUAAAAUGUUUUAAAAAUGUUAUCAGGAGAAAAAAAAUUGAAAAAAUUAUAAAAAAAAGUAUUUUUGAAAAUUGUCUUAAAAAGUAUUAUUUGGCCAUAAUUUCAUUUGAAAUUUAUAUUUAAAUUUAUGCACAUAAAUGAAAACAUUUUAUUUUGUAAAAAAUGAGUUUCUUUUGGGAUGUAAUCUAAUGUUCCUGUUAUUUGUUAAUAAUUAACAAAACAGCUGAUUCUUUAAUCAGCUGAUCCUAACCAAAUUACAUUUCAAAGAAAUGGAUUUACUGCCACAAGUUACUUAUUAAAAUUAUAAUUUUUCAAAAUCUUUUGGAGUCUAUUGCAUUAUAUUCAUUGUUUUUUUUUGUUUCCUCAUACCAUUUUGUAUUAUAAUUGGAUCUAUCGAAAUGAUCUUAAAAUAAUGCCUACAAUUAUAUAUUUUUUGUUAUGAAAUUAUAAUUGAAAUGUGCAAUAUUCAAUGGAUCAAUUUUUUAAUAGCUAAUGUACAAACAAGGCAAAUGUUUUUUAAAAGUUUAUCAUAUGUUUUUAUUUUUUUCUAAAAAAAAUGUUUAUUUUUGCUCUCUGUUUAUAUUAUGAGUAUGUAUACUUUUACAAUAUUUUUUUUUUCUUUUAACUUUCAAUACUCUUCUCAUUUUCCGAAUAUUGUUCUUCAAUAAAAUGCUGCAUUAUAAUA